AUGUCCAGACCUGUUUAUACCUUGGCAGAAGGCCAACCCAUCCCUGACCCCUCCGUGAGCACUACGCUGCCCACAAUUGGCGGUGGAGGCAUCACAACCCUAGGGGACACUCUUCUCCUCGAGACUCUGGCUCACUUCAACCGUGAGCGAAUCCCAGAAAGGGUCGUCCACGCGAAAGCAGCCGGCGCAUGGGGAGAAUUCGAAGUGACAAACGACGUAUCCUCCCUAACCUCCGCUAAGUUCCUCAACGGUAUUGGAAAGAAAACCCCCGUUUUGUUUCGACUCAGCACGACGGGUGGUGAAAAGGGUAGUGCGGAUACUGUGCGAGAUGUGCGUGGAUUUUCAGUCAAGUUCUUCACCGAAGAAGGGAACCAUGAUAUUGUGGGAAACCAUAUCCCUGUCUUCUUCGUCCGAGACCCCAUCCGCUUCCCCUCCCUGAACAGAAGCCAUAAACGGCACCCUGCCACAAAUCGUCCAGAUUGGACCAUGUUCUGGGACUUCCACACCAACCAACCCGAAAGCGUCCACGCAUUGCUCCAUCUCUUCGGCUCUCGAGGCAUUCCAGGCUCCAUUCGAUCUGUCACUGGCUUCGGCGUACACACCUUCAAGCUCGUAUCCCCCGAUGGCACCUUCCGGUACUGCAAGUUCCAUUUCCGGCCUGAGCUCGACGGAAAAUAUUUCUCCGGACAAGAAGCCGCCCGGAUGGCCGGAGUGGAUGCCGACUUCCAUAACUUGGAUCUGUGGGAUGCUAUUGCACGGGGGCAGUAUCCUGUUUGGAAGCUGUAUGUGCAGGUUAUGGAGCCUGAGAGGGCGGAAGAAUUCGGACGGGGACUGUUUGAUAUUACAAAGGUUUGGUCGCAUAAGGAGUUCCCACUCAUUGAAGUGGGCAAGAUGACCUUGAAUAAGAAUAAACAGCCCGGAAAUUACUUCGCUGAAAUCGAACAGGCGGCGUUUUCGCCAUCGAAUAUGGUGCCUGGGAUUGCUAGCACGCCCGAUCCUAUGUUACAAGCCCGCAUGUUUGCCUACCCCGACGCUCAGCGCUACCGCCUUGGGGUCAAUUACACUCAGCUCCCGCCCAAUCGCGCUGUUUGUCCUGUCUACGCGCCGUUUGAGAGGGAUGGCUUCGCAACAGUGACGAAGAAUUAUGGUGGUGAUCCGAACUAUGUGCGCAGCUCGCUUUCUUCUGGAGUUGUGAGUCGAAAUACCGUCCAGGUACGGCACGAUGAGCGGAUUCUGUCGUUCGCGUUGGGCCAGAAUGAGAUUCCAGUGGAUGAAGAAGACUUCGUUCAGCCACGGGACCUCUGGAAUAGGGUCUUUGACGAGACAGAAAGGCGAAAGUGGGUUGCAAAUCUUGCUGAGACGCUGGCUGAGGUUCCUGAGCCACUGAAGGAGGCUGUGGUAAAUAUGUUUGGGAGAGUCGAUGGUCGCUUGAGAGAGAUGUUAGGGGCAAAGGUCAGGGAUAUUUCGCGACUGUAG
Molecule: messenger RNA, 1476 nt
Organism: Aspergillus piperis CBS 112811
Lineage: Eukaryota; Fungi; Ascomycota; Eurotiomycetes; Eurotiales; Aspergillaceae
Product: catalase
Exons: 7
Coding region: 1-1476 (491 amino acids)
Biological process (GO): hydrogen peroxide catabolic process; response to hydrogen peroxide
Cellular component (GO): peroxisome; cytoplasm; mitochondrion
Molecular function (GO): catalase activity; heme binding
Source: RefSeq, a predicted model, not a curated record